This is a messenger RNA of Cantharellus anzutake, 1422 nucleotides long. RefSeq lists its product as uncharacterized. The transcript is spliced from 7 exons. The record is from RefSeq and is a predicted model, not a curated record. NCBI's taxonomy places the organism in Eukaryota, Fungi, Basidiomycota, Agaricomycetes, Cantharellales, Hydnaceae. Bases 1 to 1422 code for a protein of 473 amino acids.
AUGGACAAUGCUGUCACUGCGGCCUUCGACCUGUAUGCAAAGUUCAGUGCUCGUCCUGAGUGGUGUCACGACCUAUGGAAAGCCGUUCUGUCGCAAAUACAGCGCAUACAAUCGGCUCAGUUCAUUUGCAACGUCGCCAAUCGCUUGACAGAGUCCGCCGAUCUUCCCAUGGAGGCACAGUUUUCAAAAUGGCUUGAUCUUGGAGGAAGAAAUGAGAUGAUUCAAUCACCAUGCAAUUAUUUCCGGUCUCUCGCUUCACGCCGUCUCGUGAUGAUCUGCAAAGUUUUUCGCGAUUGUUUCUCUGGUGGCUCACCUUUACCAACGGAGGAUUCGUCUUUGGAAGGCAAAGUAGGUUCAGAGCGUGUAAACCCCGCCAAUCACACGUUUUUGGCGAUAAUGAGUCGUAUCACCGCGUGGAACUUCUCCCAUGCGAAGGUGGAGCUUCAGCUUACCCCGAAGCAAAUAUCGGUUUCGCCCUCUCACGAUGAGACGAGACCUAAUGCGGAAGUUGAGUUGGAGGCUUUCACGACCAGUUUUCUUGAACGCCAACUGGAUGUCCAAGAGGCGGACUUGGUGGCCGACAUCCUCCGCGGGAUCAAUGGGAAAUUCUUGAAAGGAGGGCUGAAGCGAUUAACCCAAUUCCUAAACGAUUUCGUAUCACCCCCAUCUGUUUCUAUUAGCAGUCAAGCAGGGGAGGUUCUGCGACUGCUUGCCAAUGUGCUCAGGCCACUACACUACAACCCCGGCUCCGUGCCGACACUGGACCCAUCUAAAGCGCUAAAGUUGAUUCGACCGCAAAGGUCGAAUCAAGAGGGAGGAAGAUCAUUACUAGUCCCGACGAAUGAUCUGUUACAGCUCGUCCUGUUGCUGGUACGGAUGCUCCAAUUCGAGAUUGUGUUCAGGAGCGUAAAAACGCCGAUCGCCAGAGAAAUAGCGGAUAAGCGCUUUGCAAUGCGAAGCGUUCCACGAAACAAUGAGACUUACCCCUUCUUCUUCAAUCCCUUUCCUCGCUAUCCUCGACACAGCUUCCCAACUGAACCCACUGAUUGGUAUACAGCUAACCUUUUCCACGCUCGGGCGGCGUUCAGUUCGAAUCCUACUCGGCUCAUCUUAGGUGAUCCCGUCCAGGCUCGACCAUGGGAAUGGGUAGAAUUUACCGGAGCACCGCCAACUGCUCAAACAUCAAGCAGGAGGAUUAAUGAGGAUGUCGAUAUUAAGGAUCUGAACAUGAGCGCGUUAUCACUGGAGCAUUUCGUAGUUAGGGUCACAGGGGAGAAGAUACAGGGUAGUAAUAGCAAAGAAGACGAGAACAUGCAGGACCUGAUGGAACGGAGGCGAAGCGAGGAUCACUUCUACUCGGAGAGCGUCUAUGAACGGGAUUGGAAGGAGGAGGGAUCUGCUCAAAUCGGCAUUAACCACUGA